This is a messenger RNA of Funneliformis mosseae, 315 nucleotides long. Lineage: Eukaryota; Fungi; Glomeromycota; Glomeromycetes; Glomerales; Glomeraceae. The record is from the annotation of a GenBank genome assembly.
AAAGAGUUAGAAGAGGAAGAAUUUAGAAAAUCUCAAGGUGUAAAGUAUUGGGAGAAAAAGCAUGACAUCCAGAAGGCUAAGGGUGUUAAGAAAUGCGUGGUCAAAAGGGAGCUUCGACAUGACAAGUUCCUAGAAUUAAAUAAAAUCGGGUUAAAUCCAUAUAAUAAUAAGUGCUGGAUCUUACUUGAUAGGAUUCAAACACUCCCCUAUGAACAUUGGCGAAUUAGACUUUAUAAACGCCUGUUAGCAUCUGAAAUAUCUCCUGAAAAAGCAGAAGAAAGGGCUAUGAAAGCUAAACUUUGUAUCAAGGCAUAG